UGACAGAAGUCACGUGAUCAGUGACGACGUAAUCUCGUAACUUCCUUGUUUUUGUGGGACCCAUUAAAUUGAAACCAUUCCAGUAACAUACGGUCAAAAUAAACAGGAGACGCAAUGCACAUUACCAGAUCCGUCACGUACAGGCGGAGACGGCAAGGCGGAACAGCCUAGGAGCUCUCCCUGAUUCCAGAUCCUUCCAUCUGUCUCCCUCUUUAUGUGUGAAUCAUGAUGCUGUGCUGGGGAAGCAGUGGCUCGGGUCAGCUGGGCAUCGGGGCGUCGGAGGCGGCUGUCUUUGAGCCGAGGAGCUGUUGCAUGUUCGACGGGAGGGGUCUUAAAGAAGUUGCGUGCGGCAGCCAACACUCGCUCUUCCUGUUGCAUGAUGGGAGCAUUUACGCCUGUGGCUCCAACAGCUGCGGUCAGCUGGGCCAUGACAAGGGAGGAUGGAGGCCAGAGCUGGUAGGAGCUCUGGAUGCUCAGAAGAUCGCCGGCGUGUCGUGUGGGCAGGCUCACUCUCUGGCGGUGAACGAGCAGGGGCAGGUGUUUGCCUGGGGGGCCGGAGAAGGAGGGCAGCUCGGUCUGGGUACGGCUGAAGAGGCAGUCCGUGUGCCCAGGUUGAUUAAAAAGUUGUGCGAGCAUCGAAUCUCACAAGUGAUGUGUGGCAACCAACACUGUAUAGCACUUUCAAAAGAUGGUCAGUUGUUUGUAUGGGGAGAGAACUCCAGCGGUCAGCUGGGAUUAGGGAAGGGAGAGCCCAGCACUCUGUCUCCUCAACCGCUCAAAUCUCUGAGUGGGAUCCCACUGGCUCAGAUCAGCGCUGGAGGAGACCACAGCUUCGCCCUGUCGCUGUCUGGAGCCGUGUUCGGCUGGGGGAAGAACAGCGCCGGGCAGCUGGGCCUCAAUGACGAGCAAGAUCGGGCUGUUCCCUGUCACAUCAAGUUCCUGCGCUCACAGAAGGUGGUGUACAUCAGCUGUGGAGAGGAGCACACUGCCGCCUUGACAAAGGAAGGGGGUCUGUUCACAUUUGGAAACGGCUCAAGAGGACAGCUGGGCCACGAUUCCACCAGAAACGAGCCUCUUCCACGCAGAGUUAUGGAGCUCAUGGGCACUGAGGUGUCUCAGAUCGCUUGUGGCCGGCACCACACGCUGGCAUUCGUGCCCUCCACAGGACUGCUUUACGCUUUCGGCUGCAACACUCAGGGCCAGCUGGGUACAGGUCUCAGAGGAAAUGCUAAGAGUCCACUUCCUGUCGGGAACAUCCAACCCCUGUGCAUUGGAAAUACACACACAAAAGGCGAGCGCUGCACCAUCCGUAAUAUUCACAGUGGUGGCGAUCACAAUUUCCUUUUGUUGUCUACAAAGGAGGGUGCAUCUUGUCCCGAGGAUUUCCGCAUUAUGAAUGCCGCUAAAAGCAUCGCUCUGAUUAAUUCUGAGAGUCUGGACCGCUGGAGGAUGAAGCUUCAUGACAGCAGCGAUUCAAGCAUCACCAAUGACAUCAUACUCCUGUUUUCCUCAAUUGCGUGUUGGAAUGCCAGCUUUUUGGACCAAAGUGAUGACGGGCAUUUCAAAACCAACCCCAAAGUCCCGGGCAUUGAUUUCAAUGCCGUUAAGCUGCUUUUUGAGACGCUGAUGAAACCAGCCUUCGCAAGACUUCUGGAGCAGGCCACGAAGAGCUUUGAGAGUCUCCUGAUCCCCCAGCUGACCUGCUCUCCUCCUGACGUGGAAGCCAUGCGGAUCUACCUGAUCCUGUCUGAAUGUCCCGCCCUCCAGGACUCCAAAAACUACAUCUCUCUCACCAUCCCUCUAGCCAUGGCCAUCCUCAGACUGGACGCCAACCCCAGCAAAGUCCUCGAUAACUGGUGGUCUCUGAUGGAUUGCGAGGUUUUCUCCAGACUAGUGGAGAUGUACAAAAGCAUAGUUGUGUUUCUGUUGACUGGCGGGAAGGCGCUCCUGAUGCCUGUGUUUCUGGAGAGCUACACCAGCGCUGCCCUGCGACUGCUGGAGAAGCUCCACAAGGUCAAUCUGAAAGCCCGUCGUGUGGAAUACAACCACUUCUACAUCCCUGACAUCGCCACCCUGGUGGACAUCCAGGAAGACUACCUCAAAUGGUUUCUGCGCAAAGCUGAUAUUAAAAUGCGAUACCCUCCAGUGCAGGGUUCUGUCACGUUAUGUGCCUAUCCGUUCAUAUUGAACGCGCAAGCCAAGACAACCGUGCUGCAAACAGAUGCUGAGCUGCAAAUGCAGAUGGCAGUAAGCGGGGCUAACUUGCACAACGUCUUCAUGCUGUUGACUAUGGAACCUUUGCUGGCUAGAAACCCUUUCAUGGUGCUUCACGUUAGAAGGAACCACUUAGUCAGCGAUGCUCUCCGGGAGCUCACAGUCUACAAUGACGUAGACUUGAAGAAGCCCCUUAAGGUCAUCUUUGAUGGAGAGGAAGCUGUGGAUGCAGGAGGAGUCACAAAGGAGUUCUUCCUGCUCCUGCUUAAAGAGCUGAUGGAUCCGAUCUAUGGCAUGUUCACCCAAUAUUCAGAGUCCAAUCUUCUGUGGUUCUCUGAUAAAUGUUUUGUGGAGCACAAUUGGUUCCAUCUGAUUGGGAUCAUCUGUGGUUUGGCCAUCUAUAACUCUACUGUGGUGGACUUGCACUUUCCUCUGGUGCUCUACAAAAAGCUUCUGAAAGUUUUGCCCACACUGGAUGACCUGAAAGAGCUUUCACCUACAGAGGGAAGGAGUCUUCAGCAGCUGCUGGAGUAUGAGGGCGAUGUGGAGGAGACCUUCUGUCUGAACUUUGCAAUUACGAGAGAGUAUUAUGGGAUAACGGAGGUUAAAGAGCUGAUACAGGGCGGGAAGACCAUCGCUGUGGACAAGACAAACAGAAAGGAGUUUGUUCAGGCGUAUUUACAGUAUGUGUUCAGUGAUGCCGUACAGGAGCAGUAUUCGGCCUUCUCCAGUGGUUUCCUGAAGGUCUGUGGUGGGGAGAUCCUCUCUCUCUUCCAGCCCUCUGAGCUCAUGGCCAUGGUGGUGGGAAACAACAACUACAACUGGGAGGAGAUGGAGAAGAAUGCCUCCUACAAGGGCGAGUUCUCUGCAUCACACCCAACGGUUAAGAUGUUUUGGGAGGUGUUUCAUGAGUUUCCCUUGGAGAAAAAGAAACAGUUUUUAUUGUUUUUGACAGGCAGUGACCGCAUCCCCAUCCACGGCAUGGCCAGUCUACGCAUCGUCAUUCAAUCCACUGCUGCAGAAGAGCACUACCUUCCUGUGGCCCACACCUGCUAUAACAUGCUGGACAUGCCCUGCUACCAGACCAAAGAGACCUUGUGGCACCGGCUCACGCAAGCCGUGGAGCAGUACGAGGGCUUCAGUCUGGUCUGAGCGAGAUCUACAGAGUUUGCUUUCUGUAUGCUGACACUGCACUUUAAACCUGUGGAGAAAUGGAAACGAACGCUGCUCUCGCAUUUAUUUUACCACAGACGAGCAUAUCCGGAGUCUCGUAUGAGUAAAUCUAUUAUUUUCUUAUUUUUACAGACUUUUCACUUGCUUGUUUGGUUGAAUCUUGAGAUGUGCACAGUUUUUUUUUUUUCUUCUUCUUUUUGGUUUAAAGUAUAUUUUUUAACUGACACAAAUACAUUUUAAGAUUUGGAUUGAGUUGUUGGUAAAAUAAAUUAAUUUGCGUUCUUUAUAUUUCGUAAAUGUAAUUAUUUUUUAAUCAGAUUUUAAAACCAAUAGGUUGCUCUUGUCUAGACCACGUUAUUUUGCUAGGGGUGUCCAAACCUGUUCCUGAAGGGCCACUGUCCUGCAGUGUUUAGCUUCAACCCUAAUUUACCUGAACCACCUGAACCAGCUAAUCAAGAUCUUUGGAUUGACUAGAAGCUUCCAGUAAAGUAUUUUGGAACUGGUUGAAAUGAAACUCAACUCUUCUCCAAGAGCAACGAUGUACACCACAGUUAUUUUGGCAGUUUGAAUUUCUGGAAGGAAGUAAACAAAUUUUAAACCGAUUUACUGGUUAAAGCAUAUAUAACGCCCACUAAAUGCUCAUUAUUGACCACAGAUGAGUGGUUAAUCCCAUUCAGAAAGAGCCAUUGCAACCCUACAAAUUGGGGGCUUGUCAAAUAAAGCCCAAUCAGCACAGUACACCAGUUUCAAGCCAAAUACAUUUGGAUAUACAUGUAUAAUCCUGAUCUUGGAGGACCAAUGUUUAGCUCCGACUUAUCCCAAAACAACUUCAUGGAAGAUUUGUGUAAUCCCGAAAACCUUGAUUACAUUUGGUUCAGGUGUGUUUAAUUAGUGUUGGUGCUAAACUCUGCAGGACAGUGACCCUCCAGGAAUAGGAUUGGACACUCCUGCAAUACAUUUAAAGGGUUUAACUUGACAAAUAAUAUCUUUAUUUCCAAGCUUCACCAGUUCAGUCCAUACUCCUAUAGGAUUUUAUGCAUUUUCGCACCUCCUGAAUCCAUUCCACUGGGUUUCCUUUUGUGUAGAGUAGCAAACCACUAGCAUAAAAAUGUCUCUUAUUAAUGAUUGGCAUGCAUGAGCAUGCCACGUCCAGGUUGAACGGCGAAGCUGCUUUUAAAAAAUAUUUUAAAUGACUAUAGGUAAAAAAUCUGAUAUUUCUCUUAAAGGGAUAGUUCACCCAAAUUUUUUAAUUUGAUGUUUAUUUGCUUACUCCCAGGGCAUCCAAGAUGUAGGUGACUUUGUUUCUUCAGUAGAAUAAAAAAAAAGAUUUUAACUCAAACUGUUGCAGUCUGUCAGUCAUAUAAUGGAAGUGAAGGGGAAUCACGGCUUUGAGUCAAAAAAAAAAACAAAUUAAAUAAUGUGACUCGUGAUGAUACAUUGAUGUGUAAACACAAAACGAUCGGUCUGUGCUAGAAAAAAAACUACUAAUAUAGAUUUUUUUUUUAACCACUGAUUCACUGCAAUGUCCAAACUGUCCUAAACGCAUUCUCAACAGUGUUGUCGUCUUCUUGCUUUAUGGUGGAUAACAGACUUAUAAGUGCAUUUCUGCCACCUAUCUAACAAAUGGACCAUUGACACUCUAUCUACAAUCUCAAUUAAGAGUGCCAAUGGUCCUAUUGAGAGAUAACUGGCAGUAAUGCACUUAUAAGUCUGUGAUCCGCCAUAAAGCCUUAAAGUGCAUUAGGUAAAAAAAAGAAAUAAAUACUGUUCAGUUUCUUGCACAGACUCAUCAUUUUGUGUCUUUACACAUCAAUGUAUCAUCAUGAGCCGCAGGGUUUCAUUUGUUUUUUUGUUUUUUUUUUUUGACUCUCAAAGCCAUGUCUCCCAUUCAUUACCAUUAUAUAAC
Molecule: messenger RNA, 5293 nt
Organism: Carassius auratus (goldfish)
Lineage: Eukaryota; Metazoa; Chordata; Actinopteri; Cypriniformes; Cyprinidae
Product: probable E3 ubiquitin-protein ligase HERC3
Exons: 25
Coding region: 226-3366 (1046 amino acids)
Cellular component (GO): cytoplasm
Molecular function (GO): ubiquitin-protein transferase activity
Source: RefSeq, a predicted model, not a curated record